AGGAUAUAGAGUCCUUUCACAGGAAUCAUUAGUCAACUAUAAUUUGCUUUGUAGUGCAAAACAGUUAUUUAUACAAACAUGGCUGAAAAUACAUGCUCAGGAAGAAAGAUCAUGAUUUGUGUGGAUGGCAGUGAUCAUUCCAAAAAGGCGUUUGAUUGGUACGCAGAACAUAUAGCCCGUGAYGGUGAUGAAUUGCUUGUUGUAACAGCUCCAGAGCUUCACCCUCCAGCAUUACCACAUGCCCUUGCCACAGAAGAAUGGCAUCAUGAAGUAGAGAAACACCAAGAGAAGGUCAAUGCAAUUCUUCAAUACUAUGAGAAAGCAAUAAAAGACAAAUGUGGCAAGUGCAAGCAUGGUGUUGUGAAAACAAUUGGUGUUAAUUACUCAGUUGGCCAUGCAUUGUGYGAUGARGCAAAGAAUUCYCAUGUCACUAUGGUUGUGGUUGGAUCAAGAGGACUGGGUACYAUCAGACGYACCCUUCUUGGUAGCAUCAGUGAUUAUAUYAUCCAUCAUGCUCAUUGUCCUGUUGUAGUUGUACCAAAACAAUAAAUCCUUACCAAUAAAUGCAARAAAAUAAAUGCUCACAAUAUUC
Molecule: messenger RNA, 592 nt
Organism: Exaiptasia diaphana
Lineage: Eukaryota; Metazoa; Cnidaria; Anthozoa; Actiniaria; Aiptasiidae
Product: universal stress protein Slr1101
Exons: 4
Coding region: 79-549 (156 amino acids)
Source: RefSeq, a predicted model, not a curated record